This is a messenger RNA of Anneissia japonica, 1850 nucleotides long. Its product is annotated as alpha-N-acetyl-neuraminyl-2,3-beta-galactosyl-1,3-N-acetyl-galactosaminide alpha-2,6-sialyltransferase-like. Gene Ontology annotation, molecular function: alpha-N-acetylgalactosaminide alpha-2,6-sialyltransferase activity. The record is from RefSeq and is a predicted model, not a curated record. Gene Ontology annotation, biological process: ganglioside biosynthetic process. The transcript has 5 exons. NCBI's taxonomy places the organism in Eukaryota, Metazoa, Echinodermata, Crinoidea, Comatulida, Comatulidae. The coding region runs from base 147 to 1271 and encodes 374 amino acids.
UCUAGUAUCUUUGGCUUAGCUUAUGUUUUGUGCUUGUGGUGUGACGAAUGAUUUACAUACAACGGUUCAUUUAUUUUAUGCUAAUUACUCUGCAAAUAAUUAAAGAAAAUGUGCUGUCAAAUUAAACUGUAGUCGUAUAAUUUAUUAUGGAGAAUAAAAAAAUACUUAUUUUGAUACUCUGCUAUGGAUUUCUGAUGCUGUGUGUCUGGAUGUUUUACACACAGCGAUUUGUCAACUCACAGUGGAAGAUUCGUUCAGAUAUUGGAAGCAGUAACAUAACCAACCAGAUACUCAAACAAAUUCACCACCCUCUAGACCCAGUGAAGGACACAGAGACAUUUAUAUACACAAACAAAACUCUCAAAAUUACGAGCAACAGCACGAAAAAAGUUGUGCAACCAACUGUAAAACCAGUUCCAAAAAUUUCAAUUAGACAAUACUACAGUUCUUUAGCUAAUUCAACGACACUGGAUUACAAUUGUAGUCAGUGCGCCCUCGUCUCCAGUUCAGGACAGCUUCUUGGACGAGGCUUAGGAAGCGUAAUUGAUGCCAAUGAGUGUGUCAUCCGAAUGAACAAUGCACCCUCACAAGGAUUUCACAAGGACGUGGGGAAUCGUACAACUAUUCGUCUGGGAUCCUUCAAUUCUGUUAAAGCAUAUACUCUACAACCUCAUUUGUUCAGUGGAGAAGCCUCCCCUGACGUUGUAAUACUUUGGGGCUUGCAUCAGCCAAAACAUGUUAAUAUUUUAAAAGCUGCUCAGGCAUUACCAAAAUUGUAUAAAAACACACAGUUUUAUGCUGAAACGCUGGCAGGAGAAGACUAUGCAGGGAAGGUUUUUGAAGUAGAAACCGGCAUAAAAAGGCUCUACUCCAAGACGUGGUUAUCAACUGGCUGGUUUACAAUGCUUAUGGCAUUGGAUAUUUGCGAGAAAAUUAAUCUCUAUGGUUUCAUACCAGAAGAUCACUGCAAAACACAUCCUGGAGAGAUCAAGCGUUACCAUUACUACCAGAGUCCCAACUCCUCAUUGGUUGAAUGCAAAUACUAUACAUCGAAUGAAGGACGCACAGGCUCUGGACACCGCUUUGUCACGGAGAAAGCCAUAUUCUCCCGCUGGGCCCAGCGUUACAAUAUGACGUUUCAUGCUCCUUCCUGGAACAUCACAAAGUCAGAAUUUGAGAAGAUUGAUACUCCGUUUGUAAAGAAUCAGAGUAAAGCCAAGAAAAUGCAUGUGAUUCGGAAGAGAAUUCCACCAAAGCGGCGCCACCUAUAGUUUUUAAAACUGACUGCAAACAUCUGGCCACCAGAAAUGUGCUAAUUAUUAUGAAACACUAUUUACCUCUGUCCAGACUAUCAAAGUCUGACAUGCCUAAAUAUGGUAAUGAUGACAUCACAUCAUGACCAUAUAUAGGCACAUCAUGUAAACAUUUUUUUACAAAUAGACUACCAUUUUAUUUUAAAUUAUUUUUUUUUUGCUGAAUAAAAUACAGUAUUACAAUACAUUGAUAUGGUAAAAUUUCGAAUUGAAGCCAUGGGCUUCGGUUUUUUGCAAACUUGGGAUGGGCUUCAAUUCUAGAGGGGCUUCUUUUCGAGGCUACUUUCGCUAAUAAAAGAGGUGGCUUUUUUUUCAAAAUGAAUGCUGUAAAUUUUGGGAAUUAAUACUAUAAAACAAUAAAUAGGGCCACUGUAACAUCACCCUGUGUUAUGGAGUGUAUUAGCUGGAAUUAAUUCACCUAAAUUACUGUACUAUACAAACCAAGCAUGUUUUAAUUUUAUUUCUUUGAAAUUUAUGUACAGUGUACCGUACUAUCUCGAAAAGAAGCCUAUGCUAUCUUGAAAAGAAGCUCAUAGG